Molecule: messenger RNA, 1170 nt
Organism: Nelumbo nucifera (sacred lotus)
Lineage: Eukaryota; Viridiplantae; Streptophyta; Magnoliopsida; Proteales; Nelumbonaceae
Product: beta-carotene isomerase D27
Molecular function (GO): iron ion binding
Source: RefSeq, a predicted model, not a curated record
AAAAAAGGCAAGCUAUGGUCAUAAUUUGUCAGUGAGAAAUUAUGUAAGAGUGGAGCAUGCAUGGCAGUAGCUACACAACACAGAUAGACAAAGCCAGAGCCAGUACCAGCAACUCAUUCGCCUCUAACGAGCCUUUCUUCUCUGUUCUUUGUUGGGAUUUGAUUUUUUUUUUUUUUGAAAAUUUUCUUUAUAAUCAACAAUAAGAAAGAGAAUUUAUUCAUGGUGGUACUGAGUCUGCAACCCCUUGUGUGUCCGCCUCAUGGAAAUGAUAGUUUGAUUCGUAGAGGGAGACGAAGCAGUGGUUACGUUCUCCGAUGUGGAAUUGCGGAACCAUCGGGGGAGCCGGCUCCUCUGGGUCAGAAGACGCAAUAUAGAGAUGGAUUCUUGGAGAAGGCAUUUAUGGCCCUGUUCGCCCGCAAGAUGGAGAAAUUUGCUUCCUCUUCGUCUUCCAAUCAAAGCAAAAGCAAUGGCUUUUGGGAUUACGACUACGAGAGCUUUGUAAACGUCUCGAAGAGGGUAAUGCAAGGAAGGUCUCGUAAGCAACAGCAACAAGUGGUCAGGGAGGUUCUCUUGUCUAUGCUCCCUCCCGGUGCCCCCGCUCAGUUUCGAAAAUUAUUUCCGCCAACCAAGUGGGCUGCUGAGUUCAAUGCCGCAUUGACAGUACCAUUCUUUCACUGGUUAGUUGGGCCUUCUGAGGUUGUGGAAGUGGAGGUAAAUGGGGUGAAGCAAAGAAGCGGAGUCCAUAUAAAGAAAUGCAGGUACUUGGAGAAUAGUGGUUGCGUCGGAAUGUGUGUGAACAUGUGCAAGGUUCCAACUCAAGAUUUCUUCACCAAUGAAUUUGGGCUUCCCUUAACCAUGAACCCAAAUUUUGAAGAUAUGAGCUGUGACAUGGUGUAUGGCCAAGUACCACCUCCUUUUGAAGAGGACCCAGUCUCAAAACAGCCUUGUUAUGCAAACAUAUGUUCUAUGGCAAAUCCUAGUAACACAGUUUGCCCUAAAUUACAAGCAUGAGAAGAUUUUCAUUUUUAUAGAGGAAUCUUGAUGGCAACAAAAGCAUUUUAAAAUGGCAAUUGACUCCACUCCAAGCUAAACGUUUUUCUUAACAAAGGUAAAUUCCGCACUUCCUGUGAGAAUCUGAAAAACGUUUUUUAUUUUCUACUUCCUCUGUUA